This is a messenger RNA of Auanema sp. JU1783, 999 nucleotides long. Lineage: Eukaryota; Metazoa; Nematoda; Chromadorea; Rhabditida; Rhabditidae. The record is from the annotation of a GenBank genome assembly.
AUGGCCAAUUCGCCAGAAGCUAAUUUGUGUCAAAACUUAACAAAAGAUCUCAACAGAGGCAAGUUUGGAAUAAUGGACAUCUUGGAAAAUUCUAAUCAAAGACAGCCAGAUAUCAUUAAUGCAUCUGAGCAUGAUCCCAUUUCUGUUUUGAAUAUAUUACCAAAAAAUACGGAUUUCAAUUCUCAAGCAUCAUUCUCUGCUCUCUUCCAACAGUUCAUUACAUCAGCAUCUAAUGCUGCUAUGUGUGGCGAAAGUAGCAAUGGAACACAGCCGCAUUUUCCUAUUCUAAAUGUGAAUGAGAUGAGACAACAAUCUUCAAAUCCAAUCAACUUACAAGCGCCUAGUGCGUUUCAAACAACUCCUAUGUCUAUUUUUCCCUGGCUCAACAUAUUCAGUUCCAAGAAUCAGCAAAAAAUCAAAGGUCAAACAGAUAAUUUCAUGUCUGAAUCAUCAACAAAAGAUCAUUCAAAAAGCAGCAAAGACUCUUUGGGUAGUAGUCCACAAGCAUCAGAUAAUGAAGAUUAUGAGGAUCGAAUUGAAAUUGCAAAAUCAUCAGAUGGUGAUGACAGCCAAGACAACAGUCUGAUCAUUGAUCUCAACAAUCCAAAUCGCAAAAAAAAGACGCGCACUGUUUUUAGUCGACCUCAGGUGUCAAAACUUGAGAUGACCUUUGAAAUGAAGCGUUAUUUGAGCAGUCAAGAGCGCUCUACGUUAGCUCAACAGCUUAAGCUUACAGAAACACAGGUCAAGAUUUGGUUUCAAAAUCGAAGAAAUAAAUAUAAACGUCAAGUUCAAGAAGAUGAAGCAUCAUCUCUUCAGACUUAUCGUUUUGCAAGCAUUUCUGAGCGUCUACCAACUACAAGCAAUGCAUAUAAUGUUAUCCAGGCAACACCCAGUAAUACUGUCACCAAUCCGGUGUUGCAGUCAUCUGCUACUGCUGCGCGCUUGUUAAUCGAGACCUAUGGUGCUUUAGCUGCUGCGCAACAACAAAUGGUGUGA